Messenger RNA from Dovyalis caffra, 467 nucleotides. The record is from the annotation of a GenBank genome assembly. NCBI's taxonomy places the organism in Eukaryota, Viridiplantae, Streptophyta, Magnoliopsida, Malpighiales, Salicaceae.
GCUGCUCGGGUGGCCGGCCGGAGUCGGAGCGUCGGCCAUGUCGAGAAUGCGAGCCUAGGCUGAAUCUCGGACGCCUACUAUUGGGGGGCUCGGCGGUGCCUACUAGCCUUACGGGCGCUCCUUCGGAGGUCAUUCAUUUUGACCCUAUGGUUUUAGAGGCCGGGGCUGCGACGGGAGAUUGGACAUUAGUUUCGGGUCGGGCCAAAGACGGCACUCGUUCAAUUCGGCGGCGUCGUUCUCGACGGGCUUCGCCCUCUCGGUUGGGGCGGCAAUCGGAUGAGCGAGUUCGGGGGUCUCAUCUAGGUCCUUUGGUUCGGACGGACAAGGGUAAAGCGCCUGCGGUCGCUCCUUCUCGGGUAGAGCUGGCGGAUUCCGUGGUUGGCGCGGGCACGCGGCCGGUAACCAUUGGGGUACGGGACGGGCGCAACGCUCGGGGGCGGCCUCCGGCGCGAGCAUGGGCUCGGUGA